UUUAGCAAGAACUCUUGCUGCAUGUCUCACACAAUCAAGACUCUCUUCUUCGACUUUGGCGUGAACCCGACGAUCUAUGAACUAGACGAGAUCAACAGAGGGAAAGAGGUAGAACAAGCAUUGGCUCAGCUUGGGUGCAGCCCGACCGUGCCGGUUGUGUUCAUAGGAGGGCAGCUUGUUGGUGGAGCUAAUCAAGUCAUGAGUCUCCAUCUCAAUCGUUCUCUCCUUCCCAUGCUUAAGCGCGCUGGAGCAUUAUGGCUUUGACUUCAACA
This is a messenger RNA of Camelina sativa (false flax), 272 nucleotides long. The record is from RefSeq and is a predicted model, not a curated record. Lineage: Eukaryota; Viridiplantae; Streptophyta; Magnoliopsida; Brassicales; Brassicaceae.